Spodoptera frugiperda (fall armyworm) is the source of this 1543-nucleotide messenger RNA. RefSeq lists its product as uncharacterized. Lineage: Eukaryota; Metazoa; Arthropoda; Insecta; Lepidoptera; Noctuidae. Bases 122 to 1006 code for a protein of 294 amino acids. The record is from RefSeq and is a predicted model, not a curated record. The transcript is spliced from 6 exons.
GCUGACAUGACAAUUGACAAGUAACGGUACUAAAAUAUUCGCAAACGUAAUGUCACAAAGGAGGUGAUUUCAAAAUAAACAAAUAAUUUUCUUAUAUCUUUACAUAAUUAAUUAGUACGUUAUGGAUGACGAGGACACACUGCCAUUAAAGCGGGUGGAGUUCUCCUUAACAAAAUUCAACGAAGUAGCAAUUCCUCAUCAUUUGGAUUUACUGCGACAGCAUAAGGCGAAUAUUAUCAAGUACGAGCGCGCGGGCGAGUGGCGUCGCGCGCGAGUGUCGGCGGGCGAGGCGGCGCGCGCGGCCGGCCGCCUGCGCGAGCUGCUGACGGAGCUGUGCGCGCUGCGCGCCCGCGUGCGCCCAGCCGACCGCGCGCGCUUCGACGCGCUCACGCAGCGCUCGCGGGACGCCACGCUGCGCGCCGUCAGAGACUACCUCGGCAGCGCCCCGCAGACGAUAGACGGGGCUGCGGCGGAGACGGCGCCGGUGGCGGGCAGCGCGGUGUCCACGGACUCCGUGGGAGUGGUGGCGCACGCCCAGCCCGGGACCGACCUGCUGGCGGGGGAUCUGCAACUGUACGUCGAUGAACAGGAAGUGAACCUGCAGGAGCGCGAGGCAUUACUCCGCGGCUGCAGCGAGCUACAGGCCGAGCUACUCGCGCUGCAUCAAGUCUGGGAGGACACGCAGCGCGCCGCGCUGGCACAGCGGGAACAGAGGCGCGUGUUGCAGGUGUCGGCGGCGGAGAGUAGCGUGGCGGUGGCGGCCGACAACAUCGGCGCCGCGCGACAAUACCUCGCCCUCGGGGAGAGGCUGCGCGCGGGUGCAUGGGGCGCGGGCGGGGCGGCCCUGGGCCUGGUGGCGGCGGGGCCCGUCGGAGUCAUGGUGGGCGCCAAGGCGGGGGCGCUGGCGGCGGCCGCGGGCUCCGUGCUGGGGUACCUGGGCGCCAGCAUCCUCGCGCGGCGCCGCACGCAGCCCGAGCCCGACCCUGGCGCCGACAAGACGGAGUAGUGACUAGUGGGCCCCGCUGUAGCUCCACUAACUCAUCUACCGCCACCACCUCACCAAUAGUCAUCGAGUUGUCACUUCCAGUUCGGGGGACCCGAUGUACUGCGACACUCAUCAUGCGCGCUUCAUGACUGCGAGGUGUUGGACUAAUAUAUGAGUUAUUCCAAUACUGAGCAAAUUAUUUUAUUUCUAGGUACCUUUUAUACACAGAAUGGUCAAUAUCAGUAGUAAUCGAUCAUGGUUGUGCAGCCUCUUUCUACCUCUGGGGAGGAACAGACGUGAUAUUAUAUGUAUGUAACGUAAGUAAGCAGCUGUCGAAAUAUUUAAUCUGUAAAGGUGUGUGAUACAGUGCUGCCCUCUACGGGUAGCGUACGACGUCCGUGUCAGUGCGGCACGUGUAUAAUCUUACUCACGGUUAAUGUACAAAUAAAUCAAUAAUGUUGUAUAAAAUAGCAAAGAUAACAAAAUGUAUUAUAUAGAUAGAUCUAAUGUGUAAAUAAAAUACAUUGUAUAAUUAAUUAUAAUAUAUUUUUGUUACGA